AUGUCCGUGAACGCGUCGUCAUCUUCGUUCGACUACGUCUACAUGGAGAGCCCCUUCCGCGGCUUGGAGAACGGCGGGCACGCUUUCUUCGCCUUCUUCCUUCUCGCCUACGCCAUCACGCUCACGGGCAACUCCCUCCUCCUUACCGUGAUCCUCACGGAUCGCUCGUUGCACAAGCCCAUGUACGUGAUGCUAACCAACCUCGUCGCCAGCGACCUCAUUGGCAGCACCGCAACGCUGCCGCGCAUCAUGUACAACAUCGUCGGCUCCAACGCCAUCAGCCUGCCCGAGUGCUUCACGCAGAUGUUCUUCGCGCACAUCUACGGCGUCCUCUCAAGUUUCUCCCUCUCCGCGAUGACAGUCGACCGCUACCUGGCCGUGUGCCGGCCGCUGCGCUACCACGCGCUCAUGUCGAACGCGCGUGCGCUGAAUGUGAACGCGGCAUUGGCCGCAACGACCUUGGUGCUCAUCCUCGCAAUGAUGGGGCUGAUCGUGCGCCACGACUUCUGCAAGGAGAUGGUGAUCCACAUGCCCCACUGCGACCACAUGACCAUGGCGGCCCUGGCCUGCGGUGACGUCACCGUCAACGGUCUCUACGAUCUCAUCACCAAGAUGGUGGGGCUUGUCGGCUGCCUGGUCACCGUGACCAUCGCCUACCUGCGCAUCGCGUUCGAGUGCCGUCAGCGGGCCACGCGCGAGGGCCAGGCGAAGGCCGUGAGGACGGUGGUCACUCACCUGCUGGUGGUGGUCACGUUCUUCAUGUCGGGCAUUCUCAUCGUGGUGGUGCACCGCCUGCAGAAGGUGUUCAACAUGCCGGCGAGCGUAAACGUCUACCUGGUGGUGAACUUUCACACGUUGCCCGCACUGAUGAACCCCAUCAUAUACGGGCUGUGCUCGGCCGAGAUCCGGAGGGCCCUCGCCAAGCUGGCAAGGCGCAAAGUGGGGCCUUCUGAAUGA
Molecule: messenger RNA, 957 nt
Organism: Lethenteron reissneri (Far Eastern brook lamprey)
Lineage: Eukaryota; Metazoa; Chordata; Hyperoartia; Petromyzontiformes; Petromyzontidae
Product: olfactory receptor 52K1-like
Biological process (GO): detection of chemical stimulus involved in sensory perception of smell; G protein-coupled receptor signaling pathway
Cellular component (GO): membrane
Molecular function (GO): odorant binding; G protein-coupled receptor activity; olfactory receptor activity
Source: RefSeq, a predicted model, not a curated record